AUGGCUACAAUUCCAUCACAUGGACACGCCUGCUGUUUCUGUGAGAAGUAUGAGUUCAUGGACACAUCUCUUGUUCUGAGUGCGAAGCGCGCCUGCGCUGGGGCGGCCUUCCUCCACGCACCGGAAGGAGCUGGCGGAUGGGGCCUGGCGUCGUCGGCCGAGCCGGAGCGGGCGCGAGAACGAGGCAGCCGAGGGUUCCCCGCCGCGGGAAGGGCCAUGCUGAGCGGGCCGUGGCGACGAGCUGCGUCUGCGCUGCGGGCAUCGGCCGCCGGGAGCAGGGCGGUGCACGCGGCGGGGCCCAGGCCUGCCGCCGACAGCCCGGAGUCGGGCCCGGCCUCGCCUCCUGCCGCCUUUGACGCGGCCCUGCUGGACGUGCUGGUGUGCCCGCUCUCCAAGAAGCCUCUGAGGUAUGAGGUAUCAACAAACGAACUGAUUAACGAAGAACUGGGAAUUGCUUAUCCAGUCAUUGACGGCAUUCCUAAUAUGAUACCCCAGGCGGCAAGAAAGAUACACAUACACCAGAAUAAGCAACAAGAAGAAAAAGAACAAGAGUAGGCUGUUCCUAAACACCAGACUCCUGGACACC
This is a messenger RNA of Phascolarctos cinereus (koala), 586 nucleotides long. It is a transcript of the gene PYURF, whose product is annotated as PIGY upstream open reading frame. The record is from RefSeq and is a predicted model, not a curated record. Lineage: Eukaryota; Metazoa; Chordata; Mammalia; Diprotodontia; Phascolarctidae.